CUGCGGAGGAAGGUCUUUCUCUGACAAACAGGAUUGUGCGUUAAAGUGCUUUAGCUAACGAAGGCAAUUAUUUUCCUGCUGUAAGGUAGGAAGGACAUCGUUGACCUGUGGUUUUAACGUACGUGCUCUAUGUCCACAACAAAUUCUCGUUUUUGCUUCUAUGUUCCACAACAAAUUCUCGUUUUUGCUUCUAUGUUCCACAACAAAUUCUCGUUUUUGCUUCUAUGUUCCACAACAAAUUCUCGUUUUUGCUUCUAUGUUCCACAACAAAUUCUCGUUUUUGCUUCUAUGUUCCACAACAAAUUCUCGUUUUUGCUUCUAUGUUCCACAACAAAUUCUCGUUUUUGCUUCUAUGUUCCACAACAAAUUCUCGUAUUUGCUUCUAUGUUCCACAACAAAUUCUCGUUUUUGCUUCUAUGUCCACAACAAAUUCUCGUUUUUGCUUCUAUGUUCCACAACAAACUCUUAAUUUCCUUUCAGACUCACAUAUUCCUUAUUUCUCUAAUGAUGAAUCAUAUUCUUCUAGUUUUUAAUGGUGUAUUAUAACUAACUCUUCCACCUUACCCUUUCCCCGUCUUCCACAUAACCCAGUUUCUAUCCUCCACAUUACCAAACCCCGUCCUCCACAUUACCCAGUCUCCGUCUUCCACAUUACCCAGUCCCUGUCCUGCACAUUUUUACACAUUUUUAAGAAAAUAACCAGUGGGUCCAAGCGUAACAAUUAAAAAGGGUUAACCUCUUAUAUAUGCCAUCCUUUAAACAAUAGUCCUACAGCCAGUCCUACACCCAGCCCACUGGCCUUUAAACAAUAGUCCUACAGACAGUCCUACACCCUACCCGCUGGCCUUUAAACAAUAGUCCUACAGACAAUCCUACACCCUACCCGCUGGCCUUUAAACAAUAUACAUUGUGGGUCCGAAUAGCGGCCAAGAGUGUCCAUGUCCCUUAGUUUAGACUAAAUGCUAUUCGGAUGUCAUUUGUUGUAGUUCACCAAAGAAGUAGGUUCACAAACAUGUCGCCCAUUCAAUUAUCUUUCAUUUGAUCCCUCAUUUUGUCUUACAAAACCUACACUAAUCUUUAAAUAUUUUGUUUAUCAUCACAAACUCUCACUUUUGAUACCCGGAUCCGAAUAGCCGCAGCCUCAAACAAUGGGCCCUAUAGACAGUCCUUCACCAUACCCAUGGCUCUUUAAACAAUGGGUCCCACAGACAACAUUUCACCAUACCCAUGGCUCUUUAAACAAUGGGCCCUACAGACAGUCCUUCACCAUACCCGUGGCUCUUUAAACAAUGGGCCCUACAGACAGUCCUUCACCAUGCCCGUAGCUCUUUAAACAAUGGGCCCUAUAGACAGUCCUUCACCAUACCCGUGGCUCUUUAAACAAUGGGCCCUAUAUACAGUCCUUCACCAUACCCAUGGCUCUUUAAACAAUGGGCCCUAUAGACAGUCCUUCACCAUACCCGUGGCUCUUUAAACAAUGGGCCCUAUAGAAAGUCCUUCACAAUACCCAUGGCUCUUUAAACAAUUGGCCCUACAGACAGUCCUUCACCAUGCCCGUGGCUCUUUAAACAAUGGGCCCCACAGACAACAAUUCACCAUACCCGUGGCUCUUUAAACAAUGGGCCCUACAGACAGUCCUUCACCAUGCCCGUAGCUCUUUAAACAAUGGGCCCUAUAGACAGUCCUUCACAAUACCCAUGGCUCUUUAAACAAUGGGCCCUAUAGACAGUCCUUCACCAUACCCGUGGCUCUUUAAACAAUUGGCCCUACAGACAGUCCUUCACCAUACCCGUGGCUCUUUAAACAAUUGGCCCUACAGACAGUCCUUCACCAUACCCGUGGCUCUUUAAACCAUGGGCCCUACAGACAGUCCUUCACCAUACCCGUGGCUCUUUAAACAAUGGGCCCUACAGACAGUCCUUCAACAUACCCGUGGCUCUUUAAACAAUGGGCCCUAUAGACAGUCUUUCACCAUACCCGUGGCUCUUUUUUGAUUAAUAAUAAAUAGGAGCCUCCACACUAAAAAAUAAAAAAACAACAACUAUUUUUCCGAGUUCAACCAUCACGCAUGACGCUCACUGCAUUGCGGCUGCGUGACAGCCUUUCCCCCCCUCCCCACUCAGUACUCUUGAUAUAAGAUGUGAAGUUAAAGGGGGGGGGCGUACGAAGAAGAAGCAGGACUCAAUAGAGAGCAAAAUAUACGUAAGAUAUAUAAAUAUAUAUUAACCAUGUUAAAUCCAGUGAUGACCUGUAGAAUUGUCUUGUGACCAGCUUUGAGUAAAUGAGAGCGUCCAGUGAUCACAUGUCUUGUGACAAGAUGUGCUCACUCUGUGACCUAGUGGCAGAUUUAGUGGUCAAGGUCGAUCAGUCGGAACUCUGAACGUCCCAAUCUAAGUUUACUUAUUAAAUUGGAGUCGGAGCAUUUUCCCCGGGGGGGGGGAGGGGGGGUGUCAAAGGAAAUACGACAUCGAAAGUCAAAAUUCGUAGGCUCAUUUUUACUGGUACAACAUCCACACUUCACCCUCUCAUUGAUAUCGGUACAACAUCCACACUUCACCUUCCCAUUGAUAUCGGUACAGCAUCCACCCUUCGCCCUCCCAUUGAUAUCGGUACAGCAUCCACCCUUCGCCCUCUCAUUAUAUCGGUACAGCAUCCACCCUUCGCCCUCUCAUUGAUAUCGGUACAACAUCCACCCUUCGCCCUCUCAGUGAUAUCGGUACAGCAUCCACACUUCGCCCUCUCAUUGAUAUCGGUACAGCAUCCAAUCGUGACCCUCACAUUGAUAUCGGUACAAGAUACACAAUUCACCCUCUCAUUGAUAUCGGUACAGCAUCCACACUUCACCCUCCCAUUGAUAUCGGUACAACAUCCACACUUCACCCUCCCAUUAGUAUCGGUACAACAUCCACACUUGGCCCUCUCAUUGAUAUCGGUACCACAUCCACACUUUACCCUUCUAUUGGUAUUGGUACAACAUCCACACUUCGCCCUCCCAUUGUUAUCGGUACAACAUCCACACUUUAUCCUCCUCUUGGUAUCGGUGCAGCAUCCACACUUCACCCUUCCACUGAUAUCGGUACAACAUUCACACUUUACCCUUCUAUUGCUCUCGGUACAGCAUCCACACUUCACCCUUCCACUGAUGUCGGUACAACAUAAUUACGUUACUUUUCUAUAGCUACAACGCACUUGUUCAACUCGUCUUAGGGAAAAUAGAAUUGGUGAAAUCCGUUUACUUUUGUGUCGGUAUCAUACAUUUAUUUUGAGGUUGCUUAGUUUUCGUUACUUGCCCAAACCCUAACCUCUCCAGUUCAAACCCAAGCCUAUUUGGUUGUUAAAGUUUACCUAAGAAGGGACUGAUCAGGUAACUUGACAUUUGAAAGGAAAGUGAAUGCAAAUACGCGCAUACACUUUCAAUCCGUCUAGGCCAGGGGUCGGGAACCUUUUAGUCUGAGAGAGAGCCAUGGACACCACAUACCUUGAAAAGUAAUUCUAUGAGAGCCAUACAUUAUAUUUAAAGUAACACACGUCACACCUAAAAAAAUCAAAACAUACAUAACAUUUUCAUAACUAAACUAAGUUUUAAAAAAAAUUCUUUAACAUUUUCCCAUAAUGGAUUAAGAUGAUGUAUUAUUAGAAAACUGUGUUUCAUCGUACCUAUGACUAUGAUACCUGAGGCAAUUUCGACCUCAAAUUAAUGUUUUUUUAAAUUAAUUAAUUACAGAUUUUUUUCAAAAUUAGAAAAUUUUAGAUUAAAAAAAAAAAAAAAAAAAAAAAAAAAAAAAAAGGUGACGUCACAAUUUUUUUUACCCCUCUUCCCGUCACAAAAUGUCACAAAUUCUCGACCCCCUCCCUGCCCCUUUUUCCCCCUGAGCGUGACGUAAUUUGCGAACGACCCCUAGGUACUUCCAGAGGAAGCUGACCUUCUCAACAAUGCGCACUGCAGGAUUUAAGCGAUCAGUGAGUCCACCAAUAGCAUUGUCCCUUAUGACAAAGAAGGCAGACUUUCUGAAAUAUGCUUCCUCCCCCAGGAUAUGCACCACUUUAACCUUGUUUUGAUAAAUCUUCUGCAGUACCUUGAUAAUGGAACCACUUUAUUUUUCUUCCCCCCCCCUCUCCCUCCCCCCACGGGUUCCAGAGAGUUUCACGUCCACGCACAAAUUAGAAGCAACCUGCUUAUCUUCNCUUCUCAACAAUGCGCACUGCAGGAUUUAAGCGAUCAGUGAGUCCACCAAUAGCAUUGUCCCUUAUGGCAAAGAAGGCAGAAUUUCUGAAAUAUGCUUCCUCCCCCAGGAUAUGCACCGCUUUAACCUUGUUUUGAUAAAUCUUCUGCAGUACCUUGAUAAUGGAACCACUUUAUUUUUCUUCCCCCCCCCUCUCCCUCCCCCCACGGGUUCCAGAGAGUUUCACGUCCACGCACAAAUUAGAAGCAACCUGCUUAUCUUCGUGCCACAUACUUUUUCAGUUGUUUUUUUCCGACCAUUUUUCAGUUCUGAAAUCAAGCUUUUUUAAGUUGGACACUAAGUCAUCCAGUGUUGCAUUUAUAGACUGGAUAACCUUGCUGCAGCUAUCAAAUGGAACUUAUACUGUGCACCAUACAACAGACAUCAGCGCUUAAAUGAAGGAUGUGACAUAAGACAACGCUCCACACAACAGACAUCUGCUCUUAAGUGAAGGAUGUGACAUAAGACAACGCUCCACACAACAGACAUCAUCACUUAAAUGAAGGAUGGGACAUAAGACAAUGCUUCACACAACAGACAUCUGUACUUAAAUGAAGGAUGUGACAUAAGACAACGCUCCACACAACAGACAUCUGCACUUAAAUGAAGGAUGUGACAUAAGACAAUGCUCCACACAACAGACAUCUGCACUUAAAUGAAGGAUGUGACAUAAGACAACGCUCCACACAACAGACAUCUGGACUUAAAUGAAGGAUGUGACAUAAGACAACGCUCCACACAACAGAUAUCAGCACUUAAAUGAAGUAUGUGACAUAAGACAACGCUCCACACAACAGACAUCUGCACUUAAAAGAAGUAUGUGACAUAAGACAAAGCUCCAUUUUUAUCUGUGUUCUUGUUUGUGGCACUUUGGUUAAACUCAAAGAGGUCUUUUCGUAAUGCAAAUUUGAUGCCUCACAUGUGGGAUACUAAGAGCUUUAAACGUCCAACAUGGUCUGACCAUCGUGUGCACGUAAUAUUUAAUCCAGACUCCUGCAUUUUUAACUAUUUAAGGUAAGGUCUCAUUUAAGUAACCAAAAAGCACCAAUGUCUAUAGCAGGUCGGCACAACUCAAAAUUAAAGGCGGGCCGUUAUCCUUAAUGAAAAAUUUGCGCAUGCCGAAAAAAAAAUAGGACAAGAAAGGGGGGGGGGAGCUAUUAAGAAAAUAAUAAUAAAAGAGAUUAUUUCGUGACUUCGUAGGCCGCCAAAAUGGUGCUGCCAAGCCGCAAGGGGCCCAUGGGCCGUAAGCUGGGCAGGCCUGGCCUAUAGGACUGUAUCUAUGAUACACCACUAGCAUUGCUUUUGUUGCUCCCCCCAUUAAAUGUAGAAUGAUGCUAAAAAAAAUUUCAGGUAUUCGCCAAAAUACAUCAAUACAUUUUGAAUUUAUCCAAUUUUUCUGAGGAGGAGUUCAAUGUUUUCAUUUAUGAUUUAUAACGCUUCGUCUUACAGCCACCGACACACUGCAGCCUGAACUUCACACUGCAGCCUGACCUUCUCACUGCAGCCUGACCUUCACACUGCAGCCUGACCUUCACACUGCAGCCUGACCUUCACACUGCAGUCUGACAUUCACACUGCAGCCUGACCUUCACACUGUAGCCUGACAACCACCACCACCACCAGCGCGAUCUUCGUGACGCGAAGUCUACGAUGCCCUCGCAAAAGUUCGAACUGACAGACAUCUCAAGCAGUGAGACCAAUCUGACCAGCAUGCGAGAGGGCAGGACUGGCGGCUGCUACCUCAGCACGUUGGUGGGUUUCAUCUUCGUCCUGCUGGCGGCUGCCGUCGCUGUGGGAGUAGGAAUCAUCGUGCACUUUGCCGGCGGCAAUAGGGAGGUGAUCUGUAGAUGUGAACCUUCAUCGAGUGCGAUAUCAGCUGAGGCUAUCAAGAGUCAAUGCAUGGACAUGGCCAGCGCUAGGAACUCAGAAUUGUGUGAGUAAAAAAUAAUUUAACUAGAAAUGUCAAAGUAAAGAAAAACCUUAACUAGAGAUGUGCAAGUACACAAUAACUUAGCUAGAGAUGUGUAAGUACACAAUAACUUAGCUAGAGAUGUGUAAGUACACAAUAACUUAGCUAGAGAUGUGUAAGUACACAAUAACUUAACUAGAGAUGUGUAAGUACACAAUAACUUAACUAGAGAUGUGUAAGUACACAAUAACUUAGCUAGAGAUGUGUAAGUACACAAUAACUUAGCUAGAGAUGUGUAAGUACACAAUAACUUAGCUAGAGAUGUGUAAGUACACAAUAACUUAGCUAGAGAUGUGUAAGUACACAAUAACUUAACUAGAGAUGUGUAAGUACACAAUAACUUAGCUAGAGAUGUGUAAGUACAGAAUAACUUAACUAGAGAUGUGUAAGUACACAAUAACUUAGCUAGAGAUGUGUAAGUACACAAUAACUUAGCUAGAGAUGUGUAAGUACACAAUAACUUAGCUAGAGAUGUGUAAGUACACAAUAACUUAACUAGAGAUGUGUAAGUACACAAUAACUUAACUAGAGAUGUGUAAGUACACAAUAACUUAGCUAGAGAUGUGUAAGUACACAAUAACUUAACUAGAGAUGUGUAAGUACAAAAUAACUUAGCUAGAGAUAUGUAAAUGCACAAUAACUUAAGUAGAGAUGUGCAAGUACGAAAUGACUAGAAAAACCCGUCAAAAUCACGUACAAAAUAAAGUGUUUUAAACUGAUGACGUAGUUUAAGUUUGACGCCAAGUUUUUUUUAGUACUGCUUAAGAAAUAAAUAGGGAUUGAUCCAGUGAAGAAGAUGUGACAGAUGACAGAUGAGGCUUUUACAAUAUACCACAGGGUAAAACUUAUGACAGUUGCGAUGUCUUCAAAACACCAAGUGUCGAGUGUGUGACAGAUGUCAUGUCUGUCUUUACUAAACUAAUGUGUGACUGAUGACAUGUCUGUCAUUGCUACACGCCGUGAAGAAAAUUCUAUAGACAACAAGUUGUGUAUAAUUCAACUUGGAACGAGAGGCCACCAAAAAUGUGAGAAUCACUGGCAGUCUUCACUUUAAGUCCGUCCUUGUUAACGACACUCCGCUUGUACGACCGUCUCUCCGGCCGAAAAAAAUUACGUCCAUCCCUCUGUUGCCACAGCCCACAUAGGGCUUUGGCUUGCCUCACCACUUCCUUCCACUCAGAUCUAAUUGAUGCUUUUCUUAUACAUUCUUGGAUUCCCAGCUGCUGGUAGAUCUUUCUCCGCAUCAUCCAUCCAAAUAGGACAAUAUCUGACAUUGAGCUGUUUUCCUCUGAGAUUUUGGUAGUGCACCCUCUCCAGUCCUCUGUCAUUUGACAUUCUUUCAAAGUGUCCCGCCCAGCGUAGCCAAAGUGUCCCGCCCAACGUAGCCAAAGUGUCCUGUCCAACGUAGCCAAAGUGUCCUGUCCAACGUAGCCAAAGUGUCCUGUCCAACGUAGCCAAAGUGUCCUGUCCAACGUAGCCAAAGUGUCCUGUCCAACGUAGCCAAAGUGUCCUGCCCAACGUAGCCAAAGUGUCCUGUCCAACGUAGCCAAAGUGUCCUGUCCAACGUAGCCAAAGUGUCCACCCAACGUACCCAAAGUGUCCUGUCCAACGUAGCCAAAGUGUCCUGCCCAACGUAGCCAAAGUGUCCUGUCCAACGUAGCCAAAGUGUCCUGGCCAACGUAGCCAAAGUGUCCUGCCCAAAGUAGCCAAAGUGUCCUGUUCAACGUAGCCAAAGUGUCCUGCCCAACGUAGCCAAAGUGUCCUGGCCGACGUAGCCAAAGUGUCCCGCCCAACGUAGCCAAAGUGUCCUGUUCAACGUAGCCAAAGUGUCCUGCCCAACGUAGCCAAAGUGUCCUGCCCAACGUAGCCAAAGUGUCCUGUCCAACGUAGCCAAAGUGUCCUGGCCAACGUAGCCAAAGUGUCCUGCCCAACGUAGCCAGCCCUUUUUUUUAAAAAAAAUUUCUGCCACUAGUGUGGGAUCCUGACAUGGUCCAAAAAAGUCCUGUUUGGUUCCUAUUUUCCAUCCAUAUUCAUCCUUUGUUGAUCCACAUAUUUUCUGGAGAGCAUUUCUCUCCCAUGUGUUUAAUAGGUUUUCUGCCGUUUUUUUUAAUAGGGUCCAAGUUUCUCUUGCGUAUGUUACAACUGGUCUGAUUACAAUGUUAUGAAUAGUUUGUUUGUUUUUUCUUGUAAGGUUUUACUGAGUAUUUCUGACUACUGAAGUAGGCUUUGUUCCCGGCCGAUAAACUUUUUAAAAAUAUUUAUGUUAGUGUUUUCUUUAAUUUAAUAAAGAUCCUAGGUAUUUGAAUUUUUUCAAAAUGUGGAAUCUUAAUUUAAUGGUUUCACCUGCCUGUUCUUCUCUUAGCAUAGUCAUGUAUUUUUUAUUUAAUUGUUUUUUUGGUUGUUAACUUCCAGCCCAGCUUGUAGUGAUGCGUCUUCUAAUUCUUAAAGGUUUUUUGUAUAUUCAUAUAUUUUGGUCCAUAUGUCUAUAUAUGUAUGGGUGCUUGGUGGCCUUUUAAGAUUGUUAUGUCCUACUAUUGUAUGCAAAAAGCAGGCGUUUCUUUGUCGUCGAAGGACUUUAGACUUCAGGUUUGUCUUUGCCGUGUGUUCUACAGGUCGAUUUCUUAGUAACAAAGCAGUAGUAACAAAAAGUCUUGUUUCAGGCCAGAAAUGUUCAUCAAGUUCAUCAAGUGCAAUUAUGGUUUCUACGACAUCCACGCCACGGACGGCCGGGUCAACAGCAGCCACGACACCCAGCUCAAAGGUC
This is a messenger RNA of Lymnaea stagnalis (great pond snail), 8956 nucleotides long. The record is from the annotation of a GenBank genome assembly. NCBI's taxonomy places the organism in Eukaryota, Metazoa, Mollusca, Gastropoda, Lymnaeidae.